Messenger RNA from Choloepus didactylus (southern two-toed sloth), 5392 nucleotides. It is a transcript of the gene UMPS, whose product is annotated as uridine monophosphate synthetase. The transcript is spliced from 6 exons. The record is from RefSeq and is a predicted model, not a curated record. The coding region runs from base 28 to 1470 and encodes 480 amino acids. Gene Ontology annotation, molecular function: orotidine-5'-phosphate decarboxylase activity; orotate phosphoribosyltransferase activity. Gene Ontology annotation, biological process: 'de novo' pyrimidine nucleobase biosynthetic process; 'de novo' UMP biosynthetic process. Lineage: Eukaryota; Metazoa; Chordata; Mammalia; Pilosa; Megalonychidae.
UUGGGGCGAGCUGGGAGCACAACGAUAAUGGCGGUCGCUAGUACGGCGUUGGGUUCGUUGGUAACUGGGCUGUACGACGUGGAGGCUUUCAAGUUUGGGAACUUCGUGCUUAAGAGCGGGCUCUCUUCCCCCGUCUACAUUGAUUUGAGGGGCAUCGUGUCUCGACCGCGUCUUCUGAGUCAGGUUGCAGAUAUUUUAUUCCAAACUGCCCAAAAUGCGGGGAUCAAUUUUGACACUGUGUGUGGAGUACCUUAUACAGCUUUACCCUUGGCUACAGUUAUCUGUUCAACCAAUCAAAUUCCAAUGCUUAUUAGAAGGAAAGAAACAAAGGAUUAUGGUACUAAACGUCUUGUAGAAGGAGCUAUUAAUCCAGGAGAAACCUGUUUGGUCAUUGAAGAUGUUGUUACCAGUGGAUCUAGUAUUUUGGAAACUGUUGAAGUUCUGCAGAAAGAGGGGUUGAAGGUCACUGAUGCCAUAGUGCUACUGGACAGAGAGCAGGGAGGCAAGAACGAGCUGCAGGCGCAUGGAAUUCGACUCCACUCAGUGUGUACGUUGUCCAAAAUGUUGGAGAUUCUUGAGCAGCAGAAAAAAAUUGAUGCUGAGAUGGUUGGAAGAGUGCAGAGAUUUAUUCAGGAGAAUGUUUUUGUAGCUGCCGAUCAAAAUGGUUCUCUCUCUUCUGUAAAGAAAGCACCCAAAGAACUCAGCUUUGGUGCACGUGCAGAGCUGCCCGGGAUCCACACUGUUGCAUCAAAGCUCCUGAGGCUUAUGGAAAAGAAGGAGACCAAUCUAUGUCUGUCUGCUGAUGUUUCAGAGUCCAGGGAGCUCUUGCAGCUAGCAGAUGCAUUAGGACCCAGCAUCUGCAUUUUCAAGACUCAUGUAGAUACGUUGAAUGAUUUUACUCUGGAUGUGAUGAAGGAGUUGACAACUCUGGCAAAACGCCACGAUUUCUUAAUAUUUGAAGAUCGGAAAUUUGCAGAUAUAGGAAACACAGUAAAAAGGCAAUAUGAAGGUGGUGUCUUUAAAAUAGCUUCUUGGGCUGAUCUGGUAAAUGCUCAUGUGGUGCCAGGCUCAGGAGUUGUGAAGGGCCUGAGGGAAGUGGGCCUGCCUUUGCAUCGGGGGUGCCUGCUCGUUGCAGAAAUGAGCUCCAAGGGCUCCUUAGCCACCGGGAGCUACACUGAAGCAGCGGUUAGAAUGGCUGAGGAGCAUUCUGAAUUUGUAGUUGGUUUUAUUUCUGGCUCACGAGUAAGCAUGAAACCAAAAUUUCUUCACUUGACUCCAGGAGUUCAAUUAGAAGCAGGAGGGGAUAAUCUUGGCCAGCAGUACAGCAGCCCACAAGAAGUUAUUGGCAAACGAGGUUCUGAUAUCAUCAUUGUAGGCCGGGGCAUAACAACAGCGGCUAAUAAGCUGGAAGCAGCUGAAAUGUACAGAAAAGCUGCUUGGGAAGCUUAUUUGAGUAGACUUGGUAUUUGAGUGCCUUGUGAGGGCCUUGAGGGUACAUGGUCUCCUGAAAUUCACUGGCUUGAAAUAAUAAGCAGCCUUUAAUAUUGGUUGGAUUCUUCCACAAGGCCUGGUUGGAAUGACUUCUGGCAUCAUGGUUAACUGUAAGUUCAUUUUUAAGCGUUCUGUUAAUUUGUUAGGCAACUUCAGUCCCAUCUGUUAGGAGGGAUCAUCAAAUAUGGAAAACCCUAUUUCUAGAUCAGAUUUUUUAUUCUUUUCAUUGCGAGACAAAUUUUAGGACAUCAAGAGGCUAAAACCAUUUCUCAUCUCCUUUAUUCUGUCCAAUGUGAUGUCCAAAUAAUAUUUAUUAGCUGUUUUCCUCGUAUGCUUAAAAAUGAUAGUCCAGGUGCUCCAGUGGCCCUGGUUCCUAGAACUGCUGUUGCUAACCCACCAGGAGGGGCAAGGUGGGGAAGGGGAAGGUGACUGUAGCUGAGACCCUGAAGCAAAUAUCUGACUGUCGUUUCGACAGAUGGAGAGGGGUUCUGACUCGUUUAUUUCCCUGGGCAGCAAUGUGGACCUGUAGUGAAACUCAUUCACAGCUUCCUUUUGCCUUGAAUUACAAAUGGAUAGGCUGCUCCUUAAUAUACUUAAAAGGACAGCAGUGUCGCUUAAGGAUCCCACAUAAUUGUCCCAACUGUCACUAACAGGGUAGUCAGCCUUCACUGAGUUAUGAACAGGGAACAUCUACCUCCUUUCUUCCAGGUAGGCCACCCUUCCCUCACUCUGGUCCCAGAUUCUCUAUUUCUCACAGAAAUUCCAAGUUUCUGGAGUAUUGAUGGCCCUUUUCCCUGUUUUCUAGUACUAAUACAGAUUUUCCCCAUUUUUAUAUUUCUUUAGGCAGGAAGCAUUUUAGAGGGAAGGGAUCUAAGAUGACCCCUUUGAAAUGGCCACCCUGCACAUUCAUGGCCCUGUGGGAGCAGGGCCAGAGUGCCAGUUACAUUUCAGUGCUCACUCUCUGCCCUUCCUUGUCUGGAUCUCCCCCACUGGCAGCUGCAGAAAGGUCAGGAGAAGAGACUUGCUGUGUGUUUCCAUCCCUAACUACUCUACUCUUCUCUGUACUGGCUCAGACCAAAACCUGGGAUUUCACUCAUAUUUAGUGGGUUCCCUCUGGGAGUGAAGUGCUGAAGUUCAGUUUGGAUUUCAGAUCCCUAGCACUGUACUUCCAGAGAAAUUGCCCCUGUGGGAAAGAGAAAUUAUCAAAGAAUAAGGCCAGAGGAAAGGAAAGGGUGUGACUCCUGGGGCUACUUGAGAGGAGCUAAAGUUGCAACUGAAUAGUUAUUUCCUGGGGUGUCUGCAGAGUCUCAGUGAUCUGAGGCUGAGAGACAUCUUUGCGAUGAUAGGCUUGAAAUCCAGUGCUUGCUUAAUUGACAUUUAUUAGAUGAGCAGUUCUGACCUACCUUUUGUGCAUCAGAAUCACCUGGAGGGCUUGUUAAAAAUGUUACUGGGCCCAUCCCUCUGAAUCUGGGUAAGUCUGGAGUGGGGCUGAGAAUUUGUAUUUCUAGCAAGUUCCCAGGUGAUGCUGCUGGUGCAAGGACCACACUGGGAGUCACCUAUUCCUGUCCUUCCUUCACAGGGUGCUGGCAUUGUCUGGUUACUGUUAAGCUCAUCCAGGGCCCCUGCUAGGAAAGUCUCAGAAUCACCUGGUCCCUGCCACUUAUUUAAAAUGCAGAUUCCUGGACCCUACCAUCAGAGAUUCUGCUUCAGCAGAUUCGAGGUGAGGCCUGAAAGUCUGCAUUUCUAACAGGUACCCCAAGUGAUUUUUGAUGUUUCCCAAGAAUAAGCCUGGCACUGCUCUUAUUGCCGCCAGUGCUGUAGGUCUCUCAUCUGAGCAAAGUCCCAGACAGCCUAAGAAAAUGGCCACAUUUUCUGAAGUCACAAAACAUGAGCACAAAUUGACUCAGCAAAGAGGAAAAUACUUGGGCUGUCUCAAGGACUGUGGGAUACUAUUCUUCAGCAUUAUAAGUGGCAUUAGGUAGUUUAGCCCUCAAUCAAUUAAUAUUACUGAGCACGAGAUGUGGGUUUUAUAGGCCCUGGUCAUAAUGAGAAAAACAGGAACAGUCUGCUGUGGAACAAGGGUGGGUAACUCCGUUCCCUCAGCCUUUUCUUCCAAUACUCUAGGCAUUUUGUAGAACAUAAGCAGAUAGAAUUUUACUGCUAGAGGAACCCAAGAAACCGUCACCCAGCUCCCUGUAUUUUAGAGCUACAGAAGUAUGGACCCAGAGUGGUGAAAGGCCCUGCUUACCUGCUUAGUCACACAGCCAGCCUGUGGCAGAAAUCGGCCGGGAGUCUCAGUGCCAAGGUUCUGCCUCACUUGCCAAUAUGAGGCAUUUGUAGGAAAAGCUCCCUAAGGAAGCCCCUGGGGCCCAUCUAAAGCCAAAGGUACUGGACGGCAAAGAUGGCACUUGAGCACAUCUUUAACAUUCUUAACUUCCAACUCCUCUUCACCCACCUCUCCUGAACAAAAUGGCUGCUGAGAACAGCACACAGGUAAGGCCUGCAAGUGUCCACAAGGCCAUAGGCUCUGCCCAGAUUGCCAAAGAGGAGAGGUGCAGAAGAUUGUCUCCUUUAAGCUAGAUGGAAAUGGGGAACAACAAUAGUGGGGAGGCUAGGGAGGAGUGCCAGGUGUGUGUGUGCCUGUCUUUCGGAACUGAGAGUUCUAAUGGGACCCAAAGUAGAAGCUUGGCAGCAAACUGAUUAGUACAAUGCUGUCCCAUAGCUGCAGUCUGCAGGCUGCCUACUGUUCAUGGGUUUGCUCCUAUGUGAGGGUCCUCCACCUCUCAAGGUGUAUAGAGCCAAGGGCAGGCAAGGAAAACAAAGCACCCAAGGAAAUCCAGCAACAAGGAGAGGAAAGCAAAAAACAAUACCUCUAGUAAGUGUCAGCUCCACAGAAGCUAGGAUUUCACUCUGUUGUGUUCAUUUCCAUGUUCUCAGCACCUGGAACAGGGCCCAGCAAAUGUUUUUGAAUGAAUGGACAAGUGGCUCCUGGUGAAAGUGAAUUGUUGGAGGAAACAAACAAUUUCAAUAACAAAGAUCAAAAUAACAAAAACACUUAAAGACACAAUUACAGUUUUUUGUUUGGGGAACAAAAAAAUUUUUAAUUUAAAAAGUGAGCUGGCAGAUCAGAGUAGGAUAAAUAUGUCAAAACUCAAAGAUACAAAGAAAUGUAAAUCAUGAGAGUAGAAAAGAGGCUUAGAGACAGAUGUGUGAAUUUUAGGAGGAAGAGGCAAAAGUAGGAGGGAAUAGUUACAUAAAUAAGGAAAAUUUCCACAGAUGGGAAAAAAAUUUGAGUCUGCAGAUUAAAAAGGCCCAUUGAGAUCUAGGCAGGAGUUAUGGACAAAGACACAUACCCAGGCUAUCCUGUAAAAACUGUUUACUUUGUUUAACAAAUUUGACAAGUAUCUAGAGGAAUAAGGUACUUGCAAAGUAGAAGAACUCAGACAAGUUACAGAUAUGGUGUUACUGAUAACAGUCUGGUGUAAGCUUGAUAGGUAGUAACACCCAGAGACCCUGGGAAGAAAGGACUAUCAAAGAACCAAGAAUCCUCACCCAACCCUGUGGUCCCCUCUCAGGUAGCAGCAGCCUAAUGGGAGUCUUCUAGGCUCUCCUUGCACUUCACGGUGUCUGCUGUCCACACUGGUGAGUGAGAUACACUGAGCAUGUGCCUUUUAAAGGGCUCAGCAAGUGGAGGCUGGAACUGCAUAGGUGAAGGAGGUGUAUCUGACUGAUAGAAAUAGGCCUAUCUGUCGGCAGCUGAAAUCUUGACAAUCCCAGAAUAUUAGGAAACUGAAAUUGGAAGCCCUUUGGAGAUAAUCUGAUCCAACCACCCCAUUUCACAGAUCAAGAGAUGAUUUGCACAUGAAUUGCAGAAGAGCUCAUUCCAGGCAAAGCAGGAACU